AUGACAAUGACUGAGACAGUUGUGGAAAGCAGCAAUAAGCCAAUUAAUCCCAAAAUUGGUAUCAUUUACCCUCCUCCUGAAGUUCGUAACAUCGUUGACAAAACAGCCAAUUUCGUCGCUAGAAAUGGACCCGAUUUCGAAUCUCGUAUUAGGCAGAAUGAAAUCAACAAUCCAAAGUUUAAUUUCCUGAAUCCCUCCGACCCUUAUCAUGCUUAUUACCAGCAGAAAGUUAAGGAUUUUACGGAGGGGAAAGCGACUGAAUCUUUGGGAAUGAAAGUUUUUCCCCCAUCAUCUGCUCGUCUUGCUCAAGAUGCACCCAAAAUCAUAAAGGAAACCUUCAUACCCAAGGAUCCCCCACCUGAAUUUGAGUUUGUUCAUGAUCCAGUUUCCAUUAAUGCUCAGGAUAUUGAUAUUGUCAAGCUCACUGCACAGUUUGUUUCUCGUAAUGGUAAACAAUUUCUAGUUAAUCUUAUGAAUCGAGAGACUCGUAAUUAUCAGUUCGAUUUCCUCCGUACUCAACACAACAUGUUUUCCUAUUUCACUAAACUUGUCGAACAAUACACCAAGGUGCUUAUUCCCCCUCGAGAUUUAAUCGCAAGUUUGGAUGAGGAGUUAAACAACCCCAAAUCAAUAUUGGAUCGGGUAAAAUAUCGUGUAGAGUGGCAUAAAUACCAGGAGAGACAACGGCGAAAAGAGGAAGAGGCUCAGGAAAAGGAACGUCUUGCUUACGCUCAAAUUGAUUGGCACGAUUUCGUUGUUGUUGAGACGGUUGAUUUCCAGCCUAACGAGACAGGCACCUUCCCCAUGCCUAUUACUCCAGAAGAAGUCGGUGCUCGAGCUAUUGCUGAUGAGAGAGGAGACAUGCUUUCACAGCAAAAUGAAAUGCCAAACAAUGCCCCACCACCUCCUGGUUCUUAUGACGCUCUUCCACCAGAACUGAAUAACAUGGAGGAUGAGGAGGAGAACUUGGAUGAGGAUCAGCACACUAAGGGAAUCGGUGUUCCAGCUGCUCCAUUUGUUGACCAAGAUGCGAUUCAAGAUGACGAAGCAGGAGGUGAGGACAUGGAACUAUCUGAUGACGAAGGUACAUCUAAUCCUAUUCCACCACCACCUCCUCCCCCCCAACAACCAUUUAAAGUCUCCCGACCACUUCCUCCCACUGCCGAUCAAGUACUCAUUCGUCAUGAUUAUGAUCCAAAAGCCGCUGCUGCUGUUAGAGAAGCAGCAGAGGCUCAGAAAAAUCAGGUCCUGUUUGUGUCACCAUUUACUGGUGAAAAGAUUCCAGCAAGUCAAGUACCUAUGCACAUGCGGGUUGGUCUGUUGGAUAACAAGUGGCUUGAACAGAGGAAUAAGGAGAUUCGUGAGAAAAGUGACCAAGAUCAAGUUUACGCCUCAGGCUCAGUCAUUGAGAGUAACUUGAAGCAGCUAGCUCAACGUCGUUCCGAUAUCUUUGGUGUGGGCGCUGAAGAGACAGCAAUUGGAAAGACGGCAGAGGAAAAAGAGCAGGGGUCUAAACCAGAGAAACUGAUCUGGGAUGGUCAUUUAUCGUCAGCAGAGGUGAUAGCUAAGAGAGCAAAGGACUAUAUUACUGCCGAGGAUGUAAGAGCUCAUUUUGAGGCUGAACAACAGAAGGAGUUAGAAAGAGCAAAGAUUGGUGUCCAGUUGCCCACUCAACAGAUUCCUCAAACGACUUUAUUCAUGACCGCUCCGCCACCGCAACCAACAGCACAGCAAAUGCAACAGGCUGCUUUCCUUGGUGGUAUGAUGAUGCCUCCACCUGCUGGCUACCCUCCCUUUAUACCUCCACCACCAUCUAUGAUGCAGGUACCGCCGGUACAGGCUCCCCUUCUCCCGUCAACUUCUUCAUUCGAAGAACCGGAGGCAAAGAAACCACGCACUAAUGAGUGA
This is a messenger RNA of Rodentolepis nana, 1908 nucleotides long. Lineage: Eukaryota; Metazoa; Platyhelminthes; Cestoda; Cyclophyllidea; Hymenolepididae. The record is from the annotation of a GenBank genome assembly.